Anolis carolinensis (green anole) is the source of this 505-nucleotide messenger RNA. Its product is annotated as large ribosomal subunit protein uL23-like. The record is from RefSeq and is a predicted model, not a curated record. The transcript is spliced from 2 exons. Lineage: Eukaryota; Metazoa; Chordata; Lepidosauria; Squamata; Anolidae. Gene Ontology annotation, cellular component: cytosolic large ribosomal subunit; ribosome. Gene Ontology annotation, biological process: translation; ribosomal large subunit assembly. Gene Ontology annotation, molecular function: structural constituent of ribosome. Bases 1 to 363 code for a protein of 120 amino acids.
AUGGCUAAACCACCAUCUUGGAAAGAGAGAGGCCACCGUGUGAGCCUCGCCAGGGCUUAUCAGCCCAAAUACCCCUGGAAGAGUGCGCCCAGGAGAGACAAGAUGGACCAUUAUGCCAUCAUCAAGUUCCCGCUGACUACCGAGUCGGCCAUGAAGAAGAUUGAGGACAACAACACCUUGGUCUUCAUUGUGGAUGUCAAGGCCAAUAAGCACCAGAUCAAGCAGCCUGUCAAGAAGCUGUAUGACAUUGACGUGGCAAAAGUCAACACGCUUAUCAGGCCCGAUGGUGAAAAGAAGGCCUACGCUCGUCUUGCUCAGGAUUACGAUGUUCUAGAUGUAGCCAAUAAGAUUGGUAUCAUCUAAAUGAAACAUCACCGGAAACUGCACAGAGCUCCUAAAUAUAGUUGUAGCCAGGGAAUCUGCAGAUUGUACAGAUGUUCAUAUGCCAUUUUGUCCAUUAAACCCACCUUUGACACCAAAAAAGAAAGAAAUAUUAGUUAUCGCA